AUCUGAUUUGAUGAACUAAAUUCUACAUACAUAUUAUUGUGUAUUUCUUGAAAUUUUAGCAUUUCAAUUGCACUCCAAAUACCAAUGCAUACUCAGUGAGCUGGGGGGUCCAUGGCCUAGGAGCUGCUGUUCCUUAAAAAAAAAGAAGAGCAAAAACAAAAACAAAUACAAAAAAAAACCAACAAAAGAAAAUUCCAACAGCACAGACGUCAAACUAAAAGGACCAGAAUCGGAUAGUCUGUUAGAGUAGUAACAGUAGUUGUUGAGAGGGAGAGGGAGAGGGAGAGUGAGAGUGAGAGUGAGAGUGAGAGAAAGAGAGAUAUGGAAGAAAAUGGGGUUACAGCAGCAGUGAAUGGAAAUGGUACUGAUGCAAGUGAGAGGUUUAACAUGGAGGGAUUAGGAAAGUGCUUCAGUAGCUAUGCGGAUGAUGGUACUCAUGAGACUCACAGAUACUAUCUUUCAAGAAGAACUGUUCUUGAGAUGUUGAGAGAUAGAGGGUAUUCUGUUCCCAGUUCAGAAAUUGAUCUUUCUCUUCAAGAGUUUCGAGCUAUUCAUGGCCCUAACCCAGAUAUUGAUCGCCUCAAAUUUUCUGCCACUCACACUUCCGAUCCUUCUAAAAGGAUGCUGGUUCUAUUUGGUGGGCCUGGUAUCAUUAAAGUUAGCACAAUCCGUGCAAUUGCUGGUCAGAUUGUUAACAAAGACAGUUUAACUGGUCUGAUUUUAGUCUUGCAAAACCAAAUAACAAACCAAGCUAUGAAAGCUGUGGAUCUUUUUAAAUUUAAGGUUGAGAUGUUCCAGAUUACUGAUUUGCUUGUCAAUAUCACAAAGCAUGUAUUAAAACCAAAGCAUCAGGUCCUGACUGAUAGGGAAAAGCAAAAGCUCUUAAAAGACUACUGCAUCGAAGAAAAGCAGCUUCCCCGACUUUUAAGGAAAGAUGCAAUCGCACGAUAUUAUGGGCUAGAGAAGGGCCAAGUGGUAAAGGUUACCUACUCCGGUGAAAUCACCGAGUCACAUGUUACUUACCGGUGUGUCUGGUAAUGCGAUUGUUGUACAAUUUUGUCUGUAUCAUAUUCCUGCUUGACUUAUGGAAAUUAUGUAUCUUUUGGUAGUGUACUUUUUCUUAUUUCAUUCCAUUGUGGACCUGUUGAACUGGUUUGAAGCAUUUCUGAUUUAACCCUGUAGCAGACAUUGCCGAUAACGACAACUUCAAACAGUCAAUCAGAAGUGUGAAUGAAAUGUUUAUCAGUGUCUGAUUCUAGUGAAAUAAACUUCUCAUUGAUCGAUCGGUCAUUUUCCGUUCAA
Messenger RNA from Ricinus communis (castor bean), 1302 nucleotides. Its product is annotated as DNA-directed RNA polymerase V subunit 5A. The record is from RefSeq and is a predicted model, not a curated record. The transcript has 4 exons. Bases 322 to 1038 code for a protein of 238 amino acids. Gene Ontology annotation, biological process: DNA-templated transcription. Lineage: Eukaryota; Viridiplantae; Streptophyta; Magnoliopsida; Malpighiales; Euphorbiaceae. Gene Ontology annotation, molecular function: DNA-directed RNA polymerase activity; DNA binding.